UGCUCGCACAUGCGCUGCUCUUGGCUUCCCCCGGAGGCUCGUUUCCUGGUUGGGUCCAUCCCAUCCCCAGUAAGAAAAAGUGUCUUCUCUAGUGAUCCGAGAUACAUCUAUAUUUGGGACAAAGUCCUUUGCUGGCUUUUGGAUUCUUCUGUCCAUUUCACAGUGGUAGCACUGCAGUUGAUGACAAGCUGUUAAUGCUCUACUGACUGACCUGUAUCUUAAACACUUUAAUGUGCAUCUUUGAUGUCUGUGAGCAUUGAUGACAUCAGCAGAGUAAUGAGAAACAACAUCAUUGGGGAAGAGGCCAUGGCUGAAACUAAUCAAAGAAAAAUUCCUGGUUGAAUUAAGCAGUUUGGGGGAUAUAGAACUAGACAAGACAUUGAUAGGAGGUAUUCACAAAUAUUGGGUCUUGAUGGAAUGCACAGAACAUCCUCUCCAAGUCCUCUAUGGCAUUUCCUUCAUCUUGGCAGUCAAUCUGGAAAAUGACAGCCUUGAAAUUUGCCUUCUGCUCUUCAGAUAUGGUGUUGGUGUUAGCAAGCCAAGGUCAAAGAGUUCAUCUCACCCCAAAGAUAAAUUCUACUCCAAAGAAGGGCUACAGGAUCAGAUAUGGAGGGACCAAUAGGUGUAGGUAAAAUCACUGUGCAACCAUGGUGCUUUCUAAGAAUUCUCACCGGAGGCGAGCUGGAACCUCAGAAGAAAAGUGCUAAAAGCCAGCACAACCAAUCAAAGACAUGACAUUAUUCCCAUUGUUGUUGGUCCUGGCUGCUGUAUUGGCCCCAUCCAUUCUUCAAGAACACUGUAAGGAUACGAAUUUUGAGGAUUUGAUAACCUCUAAAGAGUCAGUCCAAGAAGAGAUUGUAAACAAGCACAACCAACUGAGAAGAAUGGUUUCUCCACCUGGUAGUGACUUACUAAAGAUGCAUUGGAGUUAUGAUUCCCAAGCGAAUGCACAGAUUUGGGCAAGCCAGUGCAGUUACCAACACAGUCCUGCAGAUUCCAGGACCACCAAAAUAAGAUGUGGUGAGAAUAUCUUCAUGUCAAGUUAUCCAGCAUCAUGGUCUCAUGUAAUCCAAAGCUGGUUUGAUGAAGGCAAAUAUUUCAACUUUGAUUCAGGCCCAAAUCCACCUGAUGCAAUAGUUGGAAAUUAUACUCAGGUUGUUUGGAAUUCAUCUUUCCAAGUGGCAUGUGGAGUUGCUAAGUGUUCUCACCAAUUAUUGCCAUUCUUAUAUGUUUGUCACUAUUGUCCUCCUGGUAAUAUUGAAAGAUGGCAAUACAUCCCUUACACAAUAGGGAAACCGUGUGCCCUUUGUCCUGAUCACUGUGAAGAUGGACUCUGCACAAAUAGUUGUGAAUAUGAAGACAAGUUUUCUAUCUGUGAAGAAUUGAAGGCUUCACUAACCUGUGACUAUCCAAUGGUUAACCAAGUGUGCAAAGCUACAUGUAACUGUAAACGCAAAAUUCAUUAA
Molecule: messenger RNA, 1466 nt
Organism: Peromyscus maniculatus bairdii (prairie deer mouse)
Lineage: Eukaryota; Metazoa; Chordata; Mammalia; Rodentia; Cricetidae
Source: RefSeq, a predicted model, not a curated record